This is a messenger RNA of Rhizophagus irregularis DAOM 181602=DAOM 197198, 347 nucleotides long. Lineage: Eukaryota; Fungi; Glomeromycota; Glomeromycetes; Glomerales; Glomeraceae. The record is from RefSeq and is a predicted model, not a curated record.
AGAAGAUUUAACUUGUCGAGAUAAUCUUUUAACUAGUUUAGACCUUAGUCAAAACAGUCAACUUACUGAACUGAGUUGUUCGUUUAAUCAAAUAAAUGAACUUAUUUUUCCUGCAAACAACAAAAUUGAGAUUAUUAGUUGUAUUGGUAACUUAUUAACUCAAUUAAAUUGGAGCAGACUUGACCCCAACAAAUUAAAGAUGUUGUUAAUAUCCGAUAACAACUUUUCUCGCCAAAACUUGGAAUUUUUAGAACCAUUUACUAAUCUAAGUCAUUUAUAUUUGGGCACAAGCAAUAAGGAAUUAAUUCAACGAGGUAUUUAUAAUCGUUUUCAAGGAAGUUUGAAGC